Manihot esculenta (cassava) is the source of this 2445-nucleotide messenger RNA. RefSeq names its product sucrose nonfermenting 4-like protein. The coding region runs from base 435 to 1904 and encodes 489 amino acids. Lineage: Eukaryota; Viridiplantae; Streptophyta; Magnoliopsida; Malpighiales; Euphorbiaceae. The record is from RefSeq and is a predicted model, not a curated record. The transcript is spliced from 14 exons.
AAAGGCAUCCCUAUCAAAGUUUCUGUCUUUUGUUUUUUCUCAUAUUUUAUUUAGGGUUUGAAAAUUAGAUUCGAUCGUAUCGCUUCCUCUCUCGAUCUUAACCCCCAUUCGCCAUUAUCAUUAUUAUUAUUUUAAUUUUUUUCUUUAAAUUUUAUUAUUCAUUUUUCGUUCUCGUUAGGGUUCGGUUACUUGUCUCCAAGUUGCCACCCAUUAGGAUUUAUUGGAUUUUCCCCCCAGCUCCGUUGCUUUCCGUUUCACGGUAAGCCUCGGUUUUUCAAUCUUUUUCUUAGGGUUUCUAGUUGUACAAUUUUGUGUAGGUACUGCUCAGAAUAGUUGCUAAUUGGUGAUGGUAUCUUUUUUAGAAAUUGAAUGAACUGAACGGGCUUACUUGGAAGAGAUUUUUGGAAAUUAUUUGCAAAAUUGGGGAAGGGAUAAUGUUUGUCCCGGGUAUGGAUUCUGCGAGAGAAGCUGCCGGUGGAGUUGCAGGCACAGUAUUAAUGCGGUUUGUGUGGCCUCAUGGGGGUCGAAGUGUAUUUCUGAGUGGUUCCUUUGAUAGAUGGACCAGGCUUGUGCCUAUGUCGCCGAUGGAAGGUUGCCCUACAGUGUUUCAGGCCAUUUGCAGUAUAACACCCGGUUUUCACCAGUACAAAUUUUUGGUUGACGGAGAAUGGAAGCAUGAUGAACACCAACCUUGCUCAACAACUGAUUAUGGGGUAGUGAAUACUGUAUUGUUACCUGGGGAAGCCAAUUACAAUCCAAUUGUAGGUCCAGAGAUGGCACUGGGAUCUGGUAUGGAAUUGGACAAUGAGACCUUUAGACGUGUGGUCCAUGUAUCAGAUGGUACAGCAACUGACGUUGUCCCAAGGAUAUCAGAGGCUGACUUACAGGUCUCUCGUCACCGCAUUUCUGUAUUUUUGUCAACUCAUACUGCAUAUGAGUUGCUUCCCAAGUCAGGCAAGGUUCUUGCUUUGGAUGUUGAUUUACCAGUAAAGCAAGCAUUUCAUAUUUUGCAUGAGCAGGGAAUUCCUAUGGCUCCUCUUUGGGACUUCAGCAAGGGUCAGUUUGUUGGAAUGCUCAGUGCAUUGGAUUUCAUAUUAAUUUUGAGAGAGCUUGGAAAUCAUGGAUCAAAUUUGACAGAGGAAGAGCUUGAUACGCACACCAUAUCUGCUUGGAAAGAGGGAAAAGCAUAUCUGAAUAGACAAAUGGAUGGGCAUGGGAGGGCAUUUUCUAGAUGCCUCAUCCAUGCUGGGCCAUAUGAUAACUUGAAAGAGGUUGCUUUGAGAAUAUUGCAAAAUGAGGUAGCUACAAUACCUAUUAUCCAUUCAUCUUCAGAAGAUGGUUCAUUUCCCCAGCUACUGCAUCUUGCUUCACUUUCUGGAAUACUGAAAUGUAUUUGCAGAUAUUUUAGACAUUGUUCUGGCACCUUACCUAUACUUCAACUACCUAUUUGUACAAUUCCAGUGGGUACAUGGGUUCCAAAAAUUGGAGAAUCUAAUAGACGCCCUUUGGCAAUGUUGAGACCAAGUGCUUCACUUGGUUCAGCUUUAAACUUGUUGAUUCAAGCUCAAGUAAGUUCAAUACCAAUAGUGGAUGACAAUGACUCGUUAGUAGAUAUAUAUUGUCGGAGUGAUAUUACUGCUUUGGCGAAGGAUCGAGUUUAUACACAUAUCAAUAUUAAUGAAAUGACUAUUCAUCAGGCUUUGCAAUUGGGACAAGAUUCCUAUACUCCAUAUGAAAGACUAAAUCAAAGAUGUCAGAUGUGUUUGCGUUCUGAUACAUUGAAUAAAGUGAUGGAGCGUUUGGCAAACCCAGGUGUUAGACGGCUAAUCAUUGUGGAAGCAGGCAGUAAACGUGUAGAAGGCAUUGUUACAUUGAGUGACAUCUUCAAAUUCUUGCUUGGAUAAAUUCAAAAUGACCGACCACAGAAGUUAUUAACUUGAAAGAGAUUGGUACAGUGUUUUUAUGACACUCGUGGCAUAUUUAAUUGCUGCAACACCUGCCUUGUGCCAAGGAGACUCCAGUAGUUUCCACGGUCAGUUUGGUCUCAUUUCUUUGAAAUCAACCAUUGGAUUGACCUCUUGCUUGCUUGGUUGCCUAUUUUUAGAAUUUUCAGGCUAAAAGAGGGGCGUGCAAUUUGAGAGCUGAUUCUAUCCUGAUUAUCUAAUUUGUUAAUUCUCUUCUGUCCUUCUUAUUUAGUACAAAGAACACUUUGAGGCAUUGAUGUAAAUUACUAAAUUUGAAUCAUGUGGGGAGCAGCAUGGAAGUGUUGUAACAGUUGUAUGCUGCUGCUAAAUGGAGAAGGGAUAGCGAGGAGGAAAACAUUCUAUGCUUCAUUAGGCUGUGAUUGGUACUUGCAAAAUUUAAUGGGGUUGUAACCCUUUUUUUCUAUUUAAAUUUACUCAUGUUUACGGACUGGAGUUUUAUACUACUACUACUUUUUCAUCA